CAAGCUGUAAAUCAGGGAGGGGGGGGAAGAAAAAACCAAACCCGUCAGCUUCUAAUUGGAGAAAACAGGCGGUGCGUUUAGGGCCGGUUUGUCCACUGGAAACGCAUCGUUAGCGCUGCGUCUCCUGGUCCACGGCUCACUGUGCAAUCACGCAUCUCUCCGUCCGUCACACCGAGGUUUCCCCCCUCUGCUGCAUGCGUGACAUCUCUCCAGGUCCGGCCGUGCCGCGCGCAGACACCUGACCGCCCGCAUCGCGCGUCGGAGCCCCGCUGAGGCGACACUACAGCAGGACGCACGGAUUUUCCUCUUUCACAUCUCAGGCGAGGUUGGGAUUUCCUCUUGUCCUUUCAUUUUUUUUUCCAUUCUCACACAUCCUCCUCUCUCUGUGUCUUGGGUGGAGUCAACCAGGAAUUUUCCAAAUCGGGGAAAAAAAGCAUCGGCGCGUCUUUAGGCACACCAUGAAGGAUUCCAUCGCUAACAACAGCACAGCCAGCAUCUCCCAAGCCAGGAAAGCAGUGGAGCAGCUGAAGAUGGAGGCCUGCAUGGACAGGAUAAAGGUCUCCAAAGCAGCUGCAGACCUCAUGGCGUACUGUGACGCCCACACACGUGAGGACCCCCUCAUCGUGCCUGUCCCCGCCUCCGAGAACCCCUUCAGGGAGAAGAAGUUCUUCUGCACCAUCCUCUGAUGAGCCGCCGCGGGAACCUUUCCAAGUGCGGGCAUGGCGUUGCCUGGCUUCUCUGUCUUCACCACACCUGAAGCUACUGGCCAUCAAAGGCAUUGAGUGGAGUUUUGCCUGGUGGACACUGUUGUUGCUGGUCAGCUCUGUCUUAGUGGCUGAGGGUUUUGGGGGAGUCAGCCACCGAAGUGGCAACCCAGUGAGCGUUACCAUGUCUUGUUAAAUAGGUUUGUUAUUGCUUUGUUGUUAGAGAACAGCCUUGCUCAGUGCUUUAACGAGAUGAAAGAUGUAUUUUCCCCUUUUUCUUUUUUGAAUUUUCUUGUGCUAGAUCAGAACUUUCCUCAGGAAACAGAAUAUUUGCUCACCGCUGUAAGUUUUCAAACAUGUCUCCCCUUUAACUUUAUUUAGUAUAAAGUUUUUGCAUUCGUACAGUUUUGAACAUGAUUUAUUUUCCACCCGGUCUUGAGGUUGGAUUUCUAAGCAGCAUUGGCCAAAAUUGGUCACCCACUUCUUUCAAAUUUCUCAGAAAUUAAAAAUUAUAUUUGCUCUUUAGUGUAGAAAAUGUGACUCAAAUGGAGACUUUAACAGCUGCAAACUUGACUUAGAUUCCUCCUUUAAAGACUUGUGACUUGACUGACUUAACUUGGACUCGUGGUUUUCUGCUUAAUUCUGAUUAAGAAUCUUUUACCUGCAUAACUGGAUUUAAUUCAAGCUAAUAAACGUGCUCUGACGCCUGAUACAGCACAUAUUAUCCUCUGAAAACAUUUAUUUAAUUAGUAUUCAUGGACUGUUGGAUAUUAUUCACAUUAGCUGUUUCAUCGCAAAACCCCCAAACUUUUCCAAAUAACUUUAACUUAUUUUUGAACAAAGUAGUCUUAGAUCAGCUGUGCCACAAAAAUAUACACUGAUCAUCAAAAUAAGAGCACCUCCUUUCUUUUAAAAACGUUUAGAAAUCCUACAUAUUGUCUCACCUACUUAUGCCUCAUGGUUUAGGUUGAGAAACAUAUUUCAAACAUAUAUAGUGUAGUGUUGUCUUAAGAAGUGAACUACUUUUAACCACAGAGAUAAACAAUCACUAAACAAACAGUCAUUUACUAAUUCA
Molecule: messenger RNA, 1779 nt
Organism: Cyprinodon variegatus (sheepshead minnow)
Lineage: Eukaryota; Metazoa; Chordata; Actinopteri; Cyprinodontiformes; Cyprinodontidae
Gene: gng4
Product: guanine nucleotide binding protein (G protein), gamma 4
Exons: 3
Coding region: 459-686 (75 amino acids)
Biological process (GO): G protein-coupled receptor signaling pathway
Cellular component (GO): heterotrimeric G-protein complex
Molecular function (GO): G-protein beta-subunit binding
Source: RefSeq, a predicted model, not a curated record